Molecule: messenger RNA, 2110 nt
Organism: Brassica napus (rape)
Lineage: Eukaryota; Viridiplantae; Streptophyta; Magnoliopsida; Brassicales; Brassicaceae
Product: phosphoinositide phospholipase C 4
Exons: 9
Coding region: 211-1986 (591 amino acids)
Biological process (GO): lipid metabolic process; phosphatidylinositol-mediated signaling
Molecular function (GO): phosphatidylinositol-4,5-bisphosphate phospholipase C activity
Source: RefSeq, a predicted model, not a curated record
ACAUUGUUUUUGUUUUCUUGUGUUCAGAUGCGAGCGUGUUGAGGUUUGACGAGGAAAUAUUCCGAAAUAUUUUCAAUAAAUUUAAAAGAAAAACAUUAAAUGCAAGGAAUGAUCUGCCUAUUUAAGUAGAACCAGUAAAGGCAUAACCUUUCCACCUUCUCCGAUCUAAAAAAGAACGAUCUUCAUUACAUUACACACAGAAUCCAAGAGAUGGGUAGUUACAGAAUGUGUCUCGUCUUCACGAGGAAGUUCAGAGUCACCGAGCCAGAUCCUGUCGAUGACGUCAGACACGUCUUCCAGAAAUACGCAGAAGGCGAGGCUCACAUGACGCCGGAGCAGCUACAGAAGCUCAUGGCGGAUGAAUCAGGAGGAGGAGGAUCGAGUCUCGAGGAUGCUGAGAGAAUCGUCGACGAGGUGCUUCGACGUAAGCACCACAUUGCAAAGUUCACCAGACGUAACCUCACCAUCGAGGAUUUCAACUAUCUUCUCUUCUCCACUGAACUCAAUCCUCCCAUCGGCGAUAAGGUCCAUCAGAACAUGGAUGCUCCUUUGUCUCAUUACUUUAUAUUCACAGGCCACAACUCCUACUUAACCGGAAACCAGCUCAGCAGCAAUUGCAGUGAUCUUCCCAUUGCAGAUGCAUUGAGACGAGGUGUGAGGGUGGUUGAGUUGGAUCUAUGGCCACGUGGUAACGAUGAUGUCUGUGUUAACCAUGGAAGGACCUUGACCAAACCAGUGAAACUUGGGAAAUGUUUGGAAUCUAUUAAAGCUAAUGCAUUUGCUACUUCAAAGUAUCCUGUCAUUAUUACUCUUGAAGAUCAUCUCACUCCUAAACUUCAAUCUAAAGUAGCCAAAAUGAUAACUCAAACGUUUGGAGAUAUGUUGUAUUACCAUGACUCUGAAAGCUGCAAAGAGUUUCCUUCACCAGAAGAGUUAAAGGGAAAGAUUCUAAUAUCGACAAAACCACCAAAGGAGUACUUAGAAGCUAACGAUGCCAAGGAGAAAGAUAAUGGAGAGAAAGGCAAAGAUUCAGAUGAGGAUGUAUGGGGCAAGGAGCCAGAAGAACUUAUUUCCACGCGGUCUGAACUCGAGAAGGUCGCAACUAAUAUAAGUUAUAAUAGUCAAGAUGAUGAGGAUAGAGGUUCUCGUGAUUUUGAUGCGUCAUGCCCAUUACAAGCACCAGAAUACAAGCGCCUUAUUGCCAUCCAUGCCGGGAAGCCAAAGGGCGGUUUAAGGAUGGCUUUGAAGGUUGAUCCAAACAAAAUCAGGAGGCUUAGCUUGAGUGAACAAUUACUUGAGAAAGCUGUUGCAUCAUAUGGUGCUGAUGUAAUAAGAUUCACACAGAAGAAUUUUCUGAGGAUAUACCCAAAAGGCACAAGGUUUAACUCUUCAAACUAUAAACCACAGGUUGGUUGGAUGAGUGGAGCUCAAAUGAUUGCAUUCAACAUGCAGGGGUAUGGAAGAGCAUUGUGGCUGAUGCAAGGAAUGUUUCGAGCGAAUGGAGGUUGUGGUUAUGUCAAGAAACCAGAUUUUCUAAUGAGUGUAGGUCCUAAUGGACAAGUUUUUGAUCCCAACGAGAACUCCUCUCCAAAGAAAACAUUAAAGGUGAAAGUCCUUAUGGGAGAUGGAUGGCACCUUGACUUCAAAAAAACUCACUUUGAUCUUUACUCUCCUCCAGACUUCUACGUUAGAGUGGGUAUUGCUGGAGCACCUGCUGAUGAGACCAUGGAGAAAACAGAAGUAAAGUAUGAUACGUGGACACCCAUAUGGAACCAGGAGUUCACAUUCAAGCUAACUGUUCCUGAACUUGCUCUGCUCCGUGUUGAAGUGCAUGAGUAUGAUGCAAAUGAAAAAGAUGACUUUGGAGGUCAGACUUGUUUACCAGUGUCCGAGUUAAGACAAGGCAUACGAGCUGUUCCACUCUUCAACCGAAAGGGAGUGAAAUACAGCUGCACACGGCUUCUUAUGCGCUUCGACUUUGUCUGAAGACGACCAUUUUUGGUUCUUGUAUCCUUCUAGAUUCAUGUAUCUUCUCUUGUUUAUUUGAUAUGUUCUGAGAAAUAUAUAGAUCCUUUUGCAUUCCUUUAAAUAUCUUACCAGUUUCUUGGGA